AUGGCUCCGGCAGUUUCACGGUUCUACACCACCAGCACCUGUACCGGGGAUGUUUUCAGGGUGAUCCUCACGCAGAAGGUGCGGAUCAAUCCGGAUGGGUCUUCCUACACAGGCGAGUGGAAGGACGGCCUGCCGCACGGUCACGGCGAAUGGAAGGCUGCAGAGCCAUCCUGUGAGAGUUACGUUGGAGACUGGAAGCGCGGCAAGAAGCACGGCUUCGGCAUCAUGAAAUUGGCUAACGGAGAUUCUUACGAGGGCGACUGGGCAGAAGGUCGGUUUCAGGACAGAGGUAAGUACAUCUACGCAAACGGCGAUGAGUUUAUGGGUCUUUGGGACAAGGGCGUGAAGCUCAGCGGGACCUUCUACUACAAGGAUGGCCGCAUCAGCACCAGGAAGUGGCAGAACGGGCGCUUGGUUUCCUGCCAGGACUUCGACGCCCGGAAAAGAGCAUACCAACCCACCAUUACUCACUCGCAGGUACAUGAUCCAGAGCGAAGCCAGUACGGGGCGACUGGGACACUCAGCAGCAUGAUCAGCGCCAACGGAGUCGCGGUCGGCUGA
Messenger RNA from Symbiodinium pilosum, 561 nucleotides. Lineage: Eukaryota; Dinophyceae; Suessiales; Symbiodiniaceae. The record is from the annotation of a GenBank genome assembly.